GAGCAGAAGCUGGAGGAGAAGCUGGAGAAGCUGGAGCAGAAGCUGGAGGAGAGGAUAGCCGCCAUGGAAGCCAAAUUAAACACUUUCUCCAGCGGCGAGGAAAUUCAGCAGAAAAGAGGAGAGCACAGUCCUAAAAUUGCGACUGGACUCGCCUCACAAUGAGACAGUCAGGACAUAUUUAGUUAAAACUUUGGCUGAAGUCCAGAUGUGGAGGAUGUGGAGACAGACGUCCUUCUAUCUGAUUGUAAAAAGCAUUUUGAAACUCUACGGAGGAACUACCGCUACAGUCAACCCAACAUGGCGGAUCAGGCGGAGGCCAUGAAGUCUUCUGCCCCGAGUCACCAGAGAAGAAAGAGGCUGCUGGAUGCCAGGAAGACAGUCCUUGCUCCAGAUGAAGAGGACUUCUGGAAGAGCAUCACAGCUGACAUGAUGUCAGAUGAGGAGGACGGCAGCGUUGACGGGGUGCGUGGAUGGAUAGUACGGCCUCCAUCCUUCCACAGCCAGGAGCUUGCCAACCUGUGUGCAGCCCUACAGGCUGGAGGCUGAUGUAAAGUACACAGCUCUACAUCACAGGUGUUUUCACAAUGGACAGCCGUCUGAUAGACUGAAGCCACUGAAGUACAACACGGCAGCAGCCAGAAAAACAUUUUAAGCCAGAGCUGAUGCUUGAGACCAGCCUGGAGUGAGAGAUGAACUUGGUCAAAAUUUUUUGUAAAUUUUUUGUUUUUAAAGACAGUUUAUUUUAAUUUUGAUUUCGGAUUUCUGGAACUCUGUUCAAUAAAGCUCUUGUUUUUCAACAUGUC
Amphiprion ocellaris (clown anemonefish) is the source of this 803-nucleotide messenger RNA. RefSeq lists its product as uncharacterized. The coding region runs from base 298 to 546 and encodes 82 amino acids. The transcript is spliced from 4 exons. The record is from RefSeq and is a predicted model, not a curated record. NCBI's taxonomy places the organism in Eukaryota, Metazoa, Chordata, Actinopteri, Pomacentridae.